Molecule: messenger RNA, 1746 nt
Organism: Colletotrichum siamense
Lineage: Eukaryota; Fungi; Ascomycota; Sordariomycetes; Glomerellales; Glomerellaceae
Gene: alg9
Product: Alpha-1,2-mannosyltransferase alg9
Exons: 4
Coding region: 1-1746 (581 amino acids)
Biological process (GO): protein N-linked glycosylation
Cellular component (GO): endoplasmic reticulum membrane
Molecular function (GO): alpha-1,2-mannosyltransferase activity
Source: RefSeq, a predicted model, not a curated record
AUGCCGCCAAAAGCUGCUCCUCCGCAGAGGGAGUUCGUCCACCCCGAGGCCGGCCAUGCCAGAAAGAAGCCGCCCAGCCCUUUCGCCAUCGAGCCCAUCUCAGCCUUUUAUUGCUUCCUGGCUGCCAACAUAAUCUCCGCCCUCUUCGCCCCGAUCCAAGACUGCGACGAGACAUUCAACUACUAUGAGCCUACCCACUACCUCUCCCACGGCUACGGCCUCCAGACAUGGGAAUAUUCCCCCACAUAUGCCAUUCGCAGCUGGCUCUACGUUGGCGAGUUUUACUUCAUUCGAUAUGCUCUGGCCUUCGGCUGCGCCUUAUGCCAGACCCUGCUGUUCCGUGUCAUCAGCCUCACCCUCAAUGCGCGCAUUGGUCUCUUCUUCAUCCUGGCCACGGUCUUCAGCGCAGGCAACUUCCAUGCGAGCACCGCCUAUCUGCCCUCCAGCUUUGCCAUGUACAUGGCCAUGCUGGGCGCUUCGUCCUUCAUGAACUGGCGCGGUGGACUGAAGACUGCUCAAGGAAUUUUCUGGUUUGCUGUUGGAGCUGUCGUAGGGUGGCCUUUUGCUGCCGCCCUUUCCUUCCCCUUCCUCAUUGAGGAGGCUGUCUUCGCUGCGCUGAGUGACAAGGAUCGCUUCAUUGAGGCUAUCAUCCGCGUCGUCAGGGGUGUGAUUGCUGGCUUGAUCGUUAUGUUCUUUGAUGGAUGCAUCAACACUUUCUUCUAUAAGAAGGUCGAGGUCGCAUCUUGGAACAUUGUCAAGUACAACAUCUUCUCAGAGACCGGUGGCCCAGAGUUGUACGGUACUGAGCCUUGGGACUUUUACUUCCGCAACCUCGCCCUGAACUUCAACAUUUGGUUCAUCUUGGCCCUUGUCUGCCUCCCCCUUUUCGUCCUGCAGAAGCUGGUUUCACCUUCAGGACAAGGCUUUCAGACAGGCUUGCGCGCGCUGGUUUUCAUCUCGCCUUUCUACCUCUGGCUUGGCAUCUUCACCCUUCAGCCUCACAAGGAAGAGCGUUUCAUGUACCCCGCGUACCCUUUCCUUGCUCUCAAUGCUGCCAUGUCCCUGCACAUCAUUCUGGCGGCUCUUGGCAACUCGGACCCCAAGACUCUCGUUGGCAAGAUUCCUGCCAAGCUCAAGCUUUUCACCGUCAGUCUGGUGCUUCUGCUUUCCUUCGACAUCGGACUCUCGCGUGUCUACGGCAUUUGGUCCGCCUAUUCUGCCCCGAUGAGGCUCUACUCACCACUUGGAGCGGGUGUCAGCGGUCAGCAGGGGCUCGGCCUCCGUGGUGAUAACGUAUGCUUCGGCAAAGAGUGGUACCGCUUCCCGUCAUCCUACUUCCUGCCUCGCGACAUGCACGCCAAGUUCGUUCGCUCCGAGUUCCGUGGACUGCUUCCUGGAGAGUUUGCUGAAGCUCGGACUGGCUUCGGUUUCUGGAGCGGCACUUGGAUGCCUACGAAGGGUAUGAACGACAGGAACGAGGAAGACAUGGGCAAGUACGUUGACCAGAGAACCUGCGGAUUCCUGGUCGAUACUCAGUACCCCGAGCGAAACGACCCCCUGCCGCCGAACGAGCCCGACUACAUUGCCGACGAAGAGCACUGGGAAGUUGUGAAAUGUGUUCCGUUCCUGGAUGCGGCCAACACACACUUCCUCGCCAGAGCACUCUGGGUUCCAGACCUGCCCUUCAUUCCCGAAAAGUUUCAACGCAAGUGGGGCCGCCAUUGCCUUCUCAAGCACAAGAAAUGA